Messenger RNA from Monascus purpureus, 3104 nucleotides. The record is from the annotation of a GenBank genome assembly. NCBI's taxonomy places the organism in Eukaryota, Fungi, Ascomycota, Eurotiomycetes, Eurotiales, Aspergillaceae.
GGCAGCUCCCGUGAAUCCCGCAUACUCUUCUCGUUGCAAUGGGCGAGGUCUCUGUUCAUGAGGAGUUUGCGAACUUCAAGUUGAGCGCUUGCAGAAUCUUUCAAAAUGGCUCUUGCCGCCAAUAUUAGCGCUCUGACGGACGAGCUCAUCGAAGUUGUCACGAACACCUUCUCGGAAAAGGCACUUGGACAUCUCUUCUCUGAUAACACUGUAGGGCUAUGCUAACUUAUCCCAGAAUUCAUUGCGCUUUAGGGCUCUCAAACGCCGUGUUGAAGAAACCAUCAAGUCCGGCGCUCGUGGACGCACAGACCAGUUCGCGGUAGCCGAACAUCUUGAGGGUCUCCAGGAGAAAUUCCAAGUCCUUGGUAGAGAUGAGCUGGCCGACGCUCUUCGGACCCGUCUGGAGGAGCUGGAUCAGCACCGGAGUACAUGGUUCCCGGAGAUUUUAUCUCUACUCUUGCAACUCUCAGACCGCCCCGCUCUCUUCUCGAACCUCGAUCGGAUUGAAGCGUCGAAACCUUCAGAGCCCGAAAUACAACUUACUGGGCCAGGUUCGGAGGCUUCUGAAUCCGCCUAUUGUGAUGAUGAAAACAUCUGGGAGCACAUAGACUUUGGUGCACAAACUUCAGAUGACGAUCUUUCAACUGUGUCAAGUGAAAUAUCUGUCCCAAGGAUUCUGCCCCAGAGUCCUGUAGCACCGGAAGAUGGAUAUGUUGCACCGGAAGAAGUAUUUUCUUCUGGAGAAGAUGAGAACUUGAUUACUUCUAUCACAAAAGCUCAGUUCUGGAAGACAGAGGAUAAAUCAACUCCUCGUCAAAACUGGGAAAAUUAUUCUCGUGUCAUAACAGAAGCCCAGAUCAUUAGACAAAUAAUCUUCAUGCUGCAGGGCCUUCCGACGUCUUUGUUCUGGAGGCUUGAUGAAAAAGUUGAGGUAGAUCGAAGAUACGCGCUUUCUCACUCGCCGAAUAACGCUUUGGCUUCACUUCUGCGCUUGUUUAGCUUGAUAGGAGCCAAGCUAGAUACUUUAAGGCGGUUUACACAGGCCCCACAAUCGAUUCCCUACGUGCAAACCUUCCACCGGGGAGUUGAAGACUGUCUACGCAAGUUUGACGCAUUCCUGUCAAAGAUAGAAGCGCAGCAUCUCUGCCAGAGUCCAGCAGUAUCAGUCAGCUUAUUACAACUACUAGAAGAUGUGCGGCGUGAAUCGAGACUGCUCUUGUUAUUAGCUGAUCUUGUUUCCAGUCUAAACCAGGAUGCCUCUCAGGAACCUGCCCAGUGUCUCAACUUGCUCUACGAGUUGGUUUGUAUGUGCCAAGCUACGGGAGCUGAUGGAGAGUUCCAAUAUCUCGCCAGGUUGUUUUUUACUUGCUUUGAGACAUAUACGAGAUCCAUCAGGCUUUGGAUGGAAACCGGACAGUUGGACUCCGAAGAGGGGUCGUUUUUCGUGGUCAAGAAUUGUAAAGGUGGUGAUCUAAGGACUCUCUGGCAUGACUGGUAUACGCUGGACGAAAGUUCUCUGCUUGCGGGUACUCCAAAAUUUCUCCACUCUGUUUCCCAGAAGAUCUUUACAACCGGGAAGACCGUAUUCUUCUUGCGGCAGUUGGAUGCGCUUCCGGAGAACUUGGUGUGUCUUAAGUGGAGGCCCCUGGUAUUUGAAGAUAUCUACCCUCCAGGACUGUCUACACCGUUCUAUCUUCCGUUUUCCGAGUUACUGAAGACUGCGUUCGAAAAGCUGGUUGAUACGAACUAUUCGGCAGCAUCGGAUGCUUUGCGAAACGAGCUCUGCGAGCGCUGUGGGUUCUGGGCCUCCCUCCAAGCCUUGGAAUUGAUCUAUCUUUGCCGGGAUAUGAGUGUUCUCAGUCCUUUCGACAAUAAAAUAUUCGAACUGAUCGAUCGAGGGCGAGGCGCCUGGAAUGACAGGUUUCUGUUGACGGAACUAGGUCAAAGCGCAUUCAGUACCGUUCCUUUCGUUGACCCCAGUAGGCUCAUAGUGCGGUCGCAGAAGGGAUCACAUUGGAAUUUCGAAAAUAACAGCCGAUCGGUUAAUGUCCUGCGAGCUGUUUCAAUUGAUUACACCCUUCCCUGGCCGGUAGCAAACGUCAUCACUAAAGACGCUAUUUUGACCUACCAGCGUAUUUUCACUUUCCUUAUGCAAAUUCGUCGGGCUAGGUACUUGACGGCAAAGCAACGAUUACGAAGCAGCAAUAGCCAUGCAGCUAUCAAUGGCGGGGAGAAGAAGUAUGUGCUUGGAUAUGCUCUUCGGCACAAUCUAUUGUGGUUUCUCAAUGUCCUAUACAGCCAUAUGACAGACCUAGUGAUUUCGACCACGAUGCACUCUAUGCAGCAAGCCCUGUCCGCCUCGAAAGAUAUCGACGCCAUGAUCGCCACUCAUCGGUCCCAUAUAUCGUCCUUGGAAGAGCAGCUUUUGCUUUCAGAGAACCUGACGCCGAUCUACAAGACAGUUAUCAACAUUUUAGAUCUCUGUGUUCAUUUCGCAGACAUACAAGCUACUCAUCACGGGGAGAACAAUUUUGACCAGACAGGUCGAGUUUUCGGCCGAUCAGACGGCGGCAGGAGUGCAGCCCGGCACCUCCGACAAGGCAGAUAUGGAGAGGGGCUAACAACAGAAGACGGAGGAGACUUGGGUUCUGAGUACAGUGAUAUUGACAGUGAUGUGGAUGAGGGAAACAAUACUGGUAUCUCGUUCCACGAGUCUCCCUACCUACAUCAAUUGAAAGAUCUCAAAGAUCAAUUUGAUCAGCUUGCAUCCUUUAUGGUAGCUGGCCUCAAGGGUGUCGGCCGUAUCAAUGGGCAGCAGAGCUGGGAAAUUCUAGCAGAGAAAUUAGAAUGGAGGAAGGGACGGGAAGGUGCUGUGUUGGUAUAAGUCAAUUUCUCGGGCGCUGAACAGUGCCUAUCUGGCCGGUUACUAAUUACAAAUGUGAUGGCUUUCCUUUGGCGGGUUGCGGCUUCUUGCAUUGGCGUUCUUGGUGGGCCCGUUGGAUACGCCUGGUUUAUGAGGUUGAUGACAAUCUAGUCGACUUAUUAUUGCUUUAUAUGACAUGGUAUUUGGAUGCAUCUUCAUUAGAGAGAAAUCCCAGGUUCCG